Messenger RNA from Medioppia subpectinata, 521 nucleotides. The record is from the annotation of a GenBank genome assembly. NCBI's taxonomy places the organism in Eukaryota, Metazoa, Arthropoda, Arachnida, Sarcoptiformes, Oppiidae.
GCAAAGCCCAGGCCAUUGUUCACGCUUCCAAGUCAUCGAUGGGAAUGGAUAUCUCAGAAAUCGAUUUAAUUAAUAUCGAAAUGUUUACCUCAAAAGUCAUCUCUUUAGCCGAGUAUAGGAAACAAUUAAUGGAGUAUUUGAUGUCUCGCAUGCAUAACAUCGCUCCCAAUUUGGCCACUCUUAUCGGCGAAACGGUCGGCGCUCGACUCAUAUCACACGCGGGAAGUCUAAUGAAUUUAGCGAAAUAUCCGGCCUCUACUGUCCAGAUAUUGGGCGCAGAAAAGGCUUUGUUCAGAGCGUUGAAGACCAAAGGAAAUACUCCCAAAUAUGGUCUCAUAUUUCACUCGACUUUCAUCGGACGCGCGGGCGCUAAGAAUAAGGGAAGAAUUUCCCGCUUUUUGGCCAAUAAGUGCUCAAUCGCUGCGCGAAUCGAUUGUUUCAAUGACUUCCCGACCGAUAUAUUUGGAUCGAAACUGAAAGAACAGGUUGAGGACAGACUCAAGUUCUUCGAGAGCGGAGAU